CUCUCUUUCUUGUCUUUAUUUCGCUCAGACACGACCAUGGCUUCUGUUCGGUCGCUUGGUUCUCUGCUUCCUGUCUCGCGUUGUCCGCCACAGGUUCCACGCUCAGGCAUUGUCAUGUCUUCAAGUCUAGGUAAUCAUCCGAUCACACCAUCGUUCUUCGCGGGUCAGUCGGUGUGCCUUCCCCGAGUCGGGCCAUCAUCGAGGGUGAUUUCUUGUCGGCCAAAGCUUGGACACAUCACAAUGAUGGCGAAACCGGCGUUGCAGUUCAUCCAAGGGACAGACGAGCUGACGAUUCCGGACGUGAGGCUGACGAGGUCAAGGGACGGGAGCAACGGAGUGGCAACGUUCACGUUCGAGCAGCCGUCGGUGUUUGACUCGUCGAGUGAGGUAGGGGAGAUAACGGGACUGUACAUGAUCGACGAGGAAGGGGUUAUACAGUCUACGGACGUGAACGCAAAGUUUGUGAACGGGAAACCGGAGGGGAUAGUGGCCAAACACAUUAUGAGGACUCCCAAGGAUUGGGACAGGUUCAUGAGGUUCAUGGAACGUUACUCCAACCAGAACGGCUUGCAGUUCGUCAAGAAGUGACUCCGUUUUUUUUUUGUGAAUCCGUAAUUGCUCACAUGGUUCCUGUUUUGAUGGACAGAAAAAUGCUUUGGCCACAUCGGAAUCGAUAAUAUGAGAAUGCUUUUGUUCAUAAUAACAGACGCAGGUAAGAGUAAACAAAUUA
This is a messenger RNA of Tarenaya hassleriana, 730 nucleotides long. RefSeq names its product photosystem II reaction center PSB28 protein, chloroplastic-like. Gene Ontology annotation, cellular component: photosystem II oxygen evolving complex; photosystem II; chloroplast thylakoid membrane. Gene Ontology annotation, biological process: photosynthesis. The record is from RefSeq and is a predicted model, not a curated record. The coding region runs from base 37 to 588 and encodes 183 amino acids. The transcript has 2 exons. NCBI's taxonomy places the organism in Eukaryota, Viridiplantae, Streptophyta, Magnoliopsida, Brassicales, Cleomaceae.